AUGUCGGCUCUAGAAUCGAAAGGUUCUAGAUGUCGCGGGCUUUGCGAGAUUCUCCCGUCAGACCAGGGCCUCGGAUCCGUUCUGCUGGGAUUACCGGUGGCUGAGGACUUGGCCACUGCUGCUGAUGCUGAUGCUGAUGCUGCUACUAUUAUUGCUGCUACUACAACUUUGGCAGCUGCUACUACCCGAGCCAUUGCAAUUGGCAGAAAAACCUCCAACUUGGGAGCCCAUCUAGGUAAUACUUACGAGUGCAGAUCGGUGUCGGUGAUAAUUCCGGGGCAUGUGGGAGGUGCGAGCAUACCCCAGAUACCAACCGUUGGCCUGUGGCAUUCCUGA
Exserohilum turcica Et28A is the source of this 336-nucleotide messenger RNA. RefSeq lists its product as uncharacterized. The transcript has a single exon. The record is from RefSeq and is a predicted model, not a curated record. NCBI's taxonomy places the organism in Eukaryota, Fungi, Ascomycota, Dothideomycetes, Pleosporales, Pleosporaceae. Bases 1 to 336 code for a protein of 111 amino acids.